Manihot esculenta (cassava) is the source of this 1206-nucleotide messenger RNA. Its product is annotated as (+)-neomenthol dehydrogenase. Bases 100 to 1017 code for a protein of 305 amino acids. The record is from RefSeq and is a predicted model, not a curated record. The transcript is spliced from 5 exons. Lineage: Eukaryota; Viridiplantae; Streptophyta; Magnoliopsida; Malpighiales; Euphorbiaceae. Gene Ontology annotation, cellular component: membrane.
ACUGUCAGCAGAGCUUGGGGGUCUAAUUUAAAAUGUGGUCAGCAAGAGAAGAUUCAAUCUACCCACAAAAAGCUAAGGGCAAGAGAGCCUCACACAGAUAUGGAUUCCGAUGGAAAGCAAUCACCAGAGAAGUAUGCGGUUGUUACUGGAGCAAACAAGGGCAUUGGCCUUGAGACAGUGAGGCAGCUAGCUUCUCAAGGCGUGACAGUGGUGCUGACGGCUAGAGAUGAGAAGAGAGGGAUGAAUGCAACAUCUUCUCUGCAUAAAAUGGGUUUAACAAAUGUUGUUUUUCAUCAACUUGAUGUUUUGGACCCACUUAGUAUUGAGUCUUUGGCUAACUUCAUCAGAGAGAGAUUUGGAAGGCUUGACGUCUUGGUUAACAAUGCUGGAGCUUCUGGAGUUGUGGUUGAUGAGGAACGCCUAAGGGCCUUAAACAUAGAUCCUGAAACAUGGCUUUCAGGCAAUGCAAUUAACAUGAUCCAAGAGGUGAUUAAAACAACUUACGAGAAGGCAGAAGAAUGCUUGAACACCAAUUACUUUGGUGUCAGAAGAUUAACAGAGGCUCUCCUUCCACUUCUUCUGCUUUCCACUUCAGGGGCCAGGAUAGUUAAUGUCUCCUCACUCAGGGGUGAGCUAAGAAGAAUUCGAAGUGAAGAACUCAGAAAUGAACUUAGUGAUAUAGAGACACUAACUGAAGAGAAACUUGAAGCAAUGUUAAAGAGAUUUUUGAAUGACUUGAAAGAGAAUACACUUGAAGCUGGUGGAUGGUCAUUAAUGCUACCAUCAUAUAGCAUCUCUAAGGCCACCCUUAAUGCCUACACUAGAUUUCUUGCCAAGAGGUAUCCUAAUAUGCUCAUAAACUGUGUUCAUCCUGGUUAUGUCAACACUGAUCUCAACUGGCACACUGGACCAUUGCCUGUUGAAGAGGGAGCUAAAGGUCCUGUUAAGUGUGCUCUUUUACCAAAUGGAGGUCCUACUGGUUGCUAUUUUGAUCAAACUGUAGUUGCAGAGUUUUGAUCACUUUCUAGUCAGAGAUUGUUUCAAGUUUUCUUUUCUUUCCUGAUAUGGAUGCCACGAAAACACUACCCGAUUAUGGACCUUUUCUACCCUAAAAGAGAUGGGGAGAAAAAUGGCUUUGGCAAUUGUUAGAAUGCGAUGGAUUUAAAUAAUUUAACUCAUUUUAGCAUUAAUUGUGUACCCAUGUUA